Triticum aestivum (bread wheat) is the source of this 2433-nucleotide messenger RNA. Its product is annotated as serine/arginine repetitive matrix protein 1. The transcript has 4 exons. NCBI's taxonomy places the organism in Eukaryota, Viridiplantae, Streptophyta, Magnoliopsida, Poales, Poaceae. The coding region runs from base 88 to 2268 and encodes 726 amino acids. The record is from RefSeq and is a predicted model, not a curated record.
CCCCACACGAGCACUGGAAUUCUGGAACCGCCUGUUUCUCUCUUGCCACCGGAGAACUGCUAAAUUCGCUCGACACCGUCGAAGAAGAUGGAGCAAGCGACGUCGAUCUCGUCGUCCUCCCGUGAACCUGAUCUGUGUUCUUACUUUUCAUGUGAUGCUACUGAAGCGCGGGAGCCGGAGGAGACGGGGAUGGAGCAGGUUCUGGCGGAUCUGCAGGCGCUCAAGGGGCUCUACGGCCUGCUUCACAGGGGGCCCCAGCCAAAUGAAAAUUUGAACGAGGCAUCAAGAGAUCUGUUAAUGAAGAUGCUAGACAACGCUACUCAGCAGACUCUCCUAAGACAGGCAAAGUUGCUGUCAGGCCCCCUGAUGUCUCCUGCUCUGGAGAGGAAGCUCUCGAUCCAACCAGGCCGCCGGACAAGCGGCAACGCCGAGCAUCGCCUGAAGCCGAUCGCGUCGCCCAGCCCCAGCGUCUGCGCCAGCCAGAUGUCCCGGAGGCUGAAGCCGCAGGCCUCGGUGAGAAGCCGGGACGCCCGCAGCGUGUACGACGAUCAUCGCCGCCGCGAGAGGGACGGUCGCCUCCUUGCUCGCGUCGACUCCGGCCGCUCGUCAAGAACCGCGAUGCCGCAGCUCCAUCAGAGGACUCCGGAGCAGCGCCUUUCCCGUCUCGCCUCCAACCGUUCGUCCAGGGUCGCCGAGCCACGGCUCCAUCCGAGCACUCGGCCGGAGCAGCACCUUUCCCGCGUCGCCUCCAACCGCUCUUCCAGGGUCGCCGAGCCACGGCUCCGUCCGAGCACUCGGCCGGAGCAGCACCUUUCCCGCGUCGCCUCCAACCGUUCGUCCAGGGUCGCCGAACCACGGCUCCGUCCGAGCACUCGGCCGGAGCAGCACCUUUCCCGCCUCGCCUCCAACCGUUCGUCCAGGGUCGCCGAGCCACGGCUCCGUCCGAGCACUCCGGAGCAGCGCCUUUCCCGCCUCGCCUCCAACCGUUCGUCCAGGGUCGCCGAGCCACGGCGCGGUGUGUCGAGAGGUCGCGCUCCGCGCGCCGACCGUAGCGACAGGCAUAGCAGGCUGCGCGGGAGCUCUGGACGCGGUGAUCGUUCGUCGUCGUCGUCGUCGUCUUCGCCAGAGCGGAGCAGCAGGCGCCGCUCCGUGUCCCGCGCGCCGUCGUCGCAUGGUCGCGCCACGGUGCGAGGAGCGAGAGCGUAUGGCUCCUCGACGCGUCGUUACAGCGGGAGGCAGGACUCUGGGUUGUCCAUGGGCGUGAGGUCACGCCGCGGCUCCGAGCGGGCCGGACGCGGCGCGGCGACGCCGAGGCGGUCGUCGUCGAGCAGCGGCGAGGCGGUCACGAUAAGCAGCCGCUUCAGCCCGACCCGGGAACUCGCAGAGCGCCGCGUACACGAAUCUGAAGACACCGGAGAACGGAGCCUCCGGCGGCGGCAGAGGAAGGAAGGUGCCGUCGGUGGCAGCACUAGCAUGGGCUGGUCAAGCCGUCGGCCGCGGCGAGCGCUGGACCCAAUCACCUCCGGCAGCACGUACAGCAGCAGCUCGUCAGCUGCCGCUAGCCCGUCUCCCUCCGCCAGCCCCACGGCGCCAACAUCAACAUCGGCCCCUUCAGCUUCUUCCUACUCCUCGUCGGCGUCGGCGUCAGCGCCGCGGCGAGGCAGUGCGCUGCCGGAGCACAAAUUCAAGGAGGCGUCGAGCGCGUCAAGAAGUCGCCGGCGCCGGGAACGACAGGAGAGAAGAGAAGGGCGGCUACGAAUGUUCAAGGAGAAGCUGGCGCUGGUGUUCCACCACCGCCACGACCAUCACCACCACCACCACAUCGGCGGCGGGCGCUCCGGCAGCCCCGUGCCCAGGCGCGACCGCCGCAGCAACAACAGCAACUCGCCGUGGAGCUACCUCGGCGGCCUCGGCGGCAUGUUCCACCGCAGCAUUGGCCACGCCGCAAAGAAAACCCACGACGCAAAGAAAAACCACGACGCAAAGGAAAACCACGACGCAAAGAAAAAGACCACGAGCCGGACGGUGGUGAUGGUGCCGGCGCCGGCGAAGAAGCGCGGCGGGGGGCAAGCGCACUCGCUGUUCGGCGCGCUGGUGAAGCACAAGUUGGGAGCGCGGAAGGCACCAGCGCGAGCUCCGACGGCGCGCGCGGGUACCCAGAGCAGGAUGCAGGUCAAUCACUGGUGGCACCUGCUGAGGCAACAGCACGGCCGGGCACAGCGUACCGGCAGGGCACGUCGUCGUUUAGGACAAGGGAAAGCACCGUAGUUUUGUGCGCCUGGGUCUGCAAGCACUCUCGUGCAGCAUGUACUACAAUUUGUGUUCAAAUUGUUUGCUUUGCUUUAGUUGAGAAGUUGACCUGCUGUGCUGUAUGUUCUUACAAUUAAUUUGUUCGUUGCAGUGAGGGUAGACAAUAAAAUUUGAGAAGCCAAA